This is a messenger RNA of Rotaria sp. Silwood1, 972 nucleotides long. The record is from the annotation of a GenBank genome assembly. Lineage: Eukaryota; Metazoa; Rotifera; Eurotatoria; Philodinida; Philodinidae.
AUGGCUGCAUCUUAUUGGAAAAGUUCUCAAUUUGAACAAUGGUUAUUUGAUCGUCAAGAAUUGAUGUCAUUUCGCCUACGUGAUAUAUCAUCAUGGUCUACAAAUAAUAAUGCCUCGUUAACAACAGAAGAUGAUUAUUCAAAAAUUCUUAUAUUUUAUUCAAAUAUAAUUCAACAUAUAGGUGAACAAUACAAAGUUCGUCAACAAGUUAUAGCAACAGCAAUUAUUUAUUUAAAAAGAUUUUAUGCAAGAUAUCCAUUAAAAAGUAUUGAUCCAUGGCUUCUUUGCCCAACUUGUUUAUUUCUUGCUGCUAAAGUUGAAGAAUUUUCGACACUAAAUCAUCAACGAGUUUGUAAUGCAGCUGCAACAACUUAUAAAAAAUAUGCACAUUUAUUAAGCGGUCCUGGAGAAUAUCCAUAUCAAAUAAAACAUAUUCUUGAAUGUGAAUUUUAUUUACUUGAAAUAAUGGAUUGUUGUUUAAUAAUCUAUCAUCCAUAUCGUUCAUUAGAUAUGUAUACAAGAGAAUUUCAAAUUGAUCAACCAUUAUUUGAAACAGCAUGGCGUAUUAUAAAUGAUUCAUUAAAAACAGAUGCUCCACUUUUAUAUCCACCAUAUGAAAUAGCACUUGCUUGUCUUUUACUUGCUGCAACAUAUCGUGAUAAAAUGGCAAUACUUAAACAAUAUAUGAUUGAUGCACAAAUUGAUGUUGAAAGAAUUUAUGAAGUUGUUAAACUUUUACUUAAAUAUUAUGAAUUAAUGACAACAUAUGAUGCUGAUCCACCAAAUGAUGGAAAACAAAUCAAAGAUCUUUUAUCGAAAAUUCCAAAACCUAAAAUAAUUCCUAAUGAAUCAUCGCGUCCAUCAUCACAACCAAAUGAACAACAAAUUCAAGGAACAAUUGGACAACAAAAUAAUAAUAACAAUAAUAACAACAACAACACCAAUAAUAAUAAUAAUAACAAUAAUAAUUAA